UAUUACAAUAAUAAUUCAGCUAAUCUUAAAUUUGUUGCAGAGUUUAUUUAAAUGCCAUUUGACACGGUUGUUAAAGCGAUAUAUUUUGGUGAGACUUUUUUGUUAAGAGAGGAAAAAAAGUCUCAGUUGUAUUUGAAAUGUCGAACAACAGCAUCUACGAAGCUCGUCUGCUUUGGGCACUCAUUGUGGGCACAAUCGCGGGAUAUAUUUUGACAGAGAUCCUCUCCUAUAGGGCGGCAAGGCCAAUGGAGCAACCGUCGCUAGCGGAACAGCUGAAGAAAGAGGUGCGCGUGCUGUGCUGGGUAAUGACCCAUCCAGGUAAUCACAAGCUGAGGGCACUGCACGUCAAGCGCACCUGGGGCAAGCGGUGUAAUAUUCUGCUGUUCAUGAGCUCUCAAUUGGAUGAUGAGCUGCCGACAGUAAAAUUGAAUUUGACUGAGGGGCGAAACUAUCUCUGGAUGAAGACAAAGAGCGCCUUCAAGUAUGUCUACAAUAAUUACUAUAACGAUUCCGAUUGGUUCUUCAAGGCGGACGAUGACACGUUUGCGGUGAUCGAAAACAUGCGAUAUAUGCUAUAUCGAUAUAAUUCCGAGACGCCCGUCUACUUUGGCUGCAAGUUCAAAAAGUACUUCAAGCAGGGCUUCAUGUCGGGCGGUGCUGGGUACAUCCUGAGCCGCGAGGCCUUGCGUCGAUUUGUGGUCGAGGGCCUGUCCAAUCCUAAGAUUUGCAAGUCUGGCCCUGACGGGGCUGAGGACCUCAUGAUUGGACUAUGCAUGCAGAAUCUGAAUGUAACAGCUGGCGAUUCACGCGAUGCCAAUGGACACGGUCGCAUGUAUCCACUGUAUCCCGCAUUUCAUUUACAUCCACCAGACAAUAAAACGUUUUGGUACUGGAAUUAUGCAUUCUAUAAUACGACAGACUGUUUCAGCUGUGUCGCAAAUACGGCAAUAUCCUUUCACUACGUCAAGCCCAAUGAAAUGUACCAAUAUGACUAUUUCAUUUAUACUCUAAAAGCCUAUGGGCUCAUACACAAUCAAGAGUUGAAGCUGCCAACUAAAUUGGCUGCAGGGGAAUAUAACCCAGAGGGAAUAUAACCCAUAUAUAAAAAUAAAUAAAUAAAUAGAAAAUAGCUAGAAGAAUUAAUACAGAAGAAAAAGAAAAAAUAUUGAAUAAUUUAUAGUAAAUCUACAUACAGAUGAAUGGACAUUAAAAAACUAAUAUGCUCUACUAUAUAAUUUGCUACUAAUAUACUUUUUUAGUGAGUAUUAAGAACAAUUAAAGUAAUCCCACAGCAGUUUUUUUUUUUAGUUUUAUGCAGACCAAA
Molecule: messenger RNA, 1324 nt
Organism: Drosophila mojavensis
Lineage: Eukaryota; Metazoa; Arthropoda; Insecta; Diptera; Drosophilidae
Product: glycoprotein-N-acetylgalactosamine 3-beta-galactosyltransferase 1
Exons: 2
Coding region: 138-1094 (318 amino acids)
Cellular component (GO): membrane
Molecular function (GO): N-acetylgalactosaminide beta-1,3-galactosyltransferase activity
Source: RefSeq, a predicted model, not a curated record